UGGGAGCGCAGGGCACACGGUGCGGCGGCACUGCCUCUUCGCCGCGUCAAACAGCCCUCUUCUAAUCGGACGGGCGACAGAAACGACAAGUCGACCCACCGCAUGCGUUCGCUGUUUGACCCGAACAGAUGACUGGAGCCACCGGGUCGAAGACCGGACUGUUUCAGAGGGGCUCGUCCAUUGGUGAGGCCAUUAACAUUACUCCCUCCUUUUCCUCCGACUGAGAGCUGGAAGCGUGUAGCGGUUCAUCUGCACUACAGCAGAUUAUUGAGCAGCACAGAGAGACUGUACGGGCUAAUGGGAUUGACAAACUAACAUUAGCGCUACAGGGCUUUUCUGAGAGUAUGGUGCUCUUCAUUUUUGGCCGAGUUAUCGUGGAUAUGAAUCAUGUCUGAGCCCGAGGGGUGACCAUCCAUCCUGAGCUGAGUUGCGUCCUGUGAACUGCAACAACACCAAAGCUUGUGUUGAGAGCCUUAUUCUGACUCAUGUUCAAGCUUAGUCCGCAGACUUCAGUGGGUCUAUUUCUUCUAAUGCACAGUCCCUUAGGGAGGUGGAGAUAAAACCCAAAGCUUUUUGCACCACAAGAAGAAGAAGGAAAUGGUGAGUCACGCCCUUUCUCUCCCGGAUCAUCUCAGUGAAUAGCCGGCCGCACAGAGCUGAAAGGAUCUCAGCUCAGCUGGUAAAUAAAACCCUCUUCCCUCCGCACAGUGUGGGAGAAAGUGCCACUGCGGUGCUGGUGUGGCAUCUUUGUAGGCUGAUAACUGAAGUGAAAGCAGCGUUUGAGCGAUCAUCUUUCACCUGGAGCCACUCACCUUUCAGGACGUGGCCCCAGAGCCGGCUGUCAGGGCAGGACUGUCAGUGGGAGCAGAAAGAGAUUCUCACAACCGGCAGAGCAGCACAGAUGCAAGCAGCCUUCCUUAUGAGACUGGAGAUUUAUCCACAAGGGAAAAGACAUGUUAUUUUUUGGGUGACCUUCAUGCAGGUCUAAGACUUUUUCAUUGACUUUUAUCUUUGCUUUAGCUGGUGCCCAGUGGGGCUGUGUGUGGUGUUGACUCUUCAUCUUUAUGAUUUUUCACCACUGGGCGAGUGUGUCUGAGUGGCUGGGAGAGCCAGCAUGGCCAAGCCUCUGCUGAAGAUACAGCGCUACUUCCGCAGGAAACCUGUGCGAUUCUUUUCCCUCAUCCUCCUCUACCUGACCGCCGGGAGCCUCGUUUUUUUGCACGCUGGCUUUGUCGGGGACAAUGGCCCCGGAGCCCGAGGAGGCCGAGACUCUCUUAUAGCUUCGGAGAUGGGCAGCUGGGCUUCAUCGGACACUCGGGGACUUGGCCUCAUGAGUAGGGUGUUUAAGGAAAAACGGAGAAGUGGACGGAGGUUUGGUCCCCCUUGGAUGAAGAAAACUAGACAGGAGGGCCUUGGGAUGGUGGGCAGGGGGCGAGACUACACCAGCAACUGGAACCGCGCGCUGAAAGGACGCAAUGCCAAAGACCUGGAUGAAGGAAGAGCAAAGUACAUCGGCUGCUACAUUGAUGACACUCAGAAAAGAGCUCUGAGAGGAGUUUCCUUUUUUGACUACAAAAAAAUGACUGUAUUUCGUUGCCAGGACAACUGUGCAGAAAGGGGAUAUAUGUAUGCAGGCCUGGAGUUUGGUGCAGAGUGCUAUUGUGGUCAUAAGAUCCAGGCGCCCAAUGCUUCAGAAAGCGAAUGCAACAUGGAGUGCAAAGGAGAGAAGAGCAACGUGUGCGGAGGGCCCAACAGACUGUCCAUCUAUAGGCUGGAGCUGAGUCAGGAGUCAGCGCGCCGCUAUGGCAGUGCCAUUUUCAAAGGGUGUUUCCACCGGCCAGACAAUGUCACACUGGCUCUCCCCUUCAGCGCGGUCAUCCAGAACAUGUCUGUGGAUAAGUGCGUGGACAUGUGCACAGAGAGGGAGAAAUCGCUGGCUGUGCUCGCUGGAGAUCGAUGCUACUGCGGAUUCCCAACGCCCCUCUUCUCCCUGCAUGAGCUGGAGGACGAGGGCAUGUGUCUCAAUCGGUGCCAAGGGGAAGAGUUUGAAAGCUGUGGAAACGACAAGUACUUCGUCGUCUACCAGACACAGGUUCAAGAUAAUCGGUGCAUGGACCGGCACUUCCUUCCCACUCGUGCUAAGCAGCUGGUGGCCCUCGCCAGUUUCCCUGGAGCUGGCAACACCUGGGCUCGCCACCUUAUAGAGCUCGCCACUGGCUUCUACAGCGGCAGCUAUUACUUUGAUGGCUCCCUGUACAAUAAAGGAUUUAAAGGGGAGCGCGACCACUGGCGGAGUGGGAGGACAAUAUGCAUUAAGACACAUGAGAGCGGCAGGAAAGAAAUCGAAGCCUUCGACUCCAGCAUCCUCAUGAUACGAAACCCCUACAAAGCCUUGAUGGCAGAAUUUAACCGGAAAUAUGGUGGACAUAUUGGAUUUGCUUCCCAGGCCCACUGGAGAGGGAAAGAGUGGCCCGAGUUUGUCAAGAACUAUGCCCCUUGGUGGGCGUCCCACACGCUGGACUGGCUGCAUUAUGGGAGGAACGUCCACGUGGUCCACUUUGAGGAUCUGAAGAGGGACCUGUUCACCAAGCUCAAAGGAAUGGUCGAGUUUCUGGGUUUGAAGGUUUCUGAGGAUCGCCUGCUCUGCGUCGAGGGCCAGAAGGACGGGAACUUCAAGCGGUCGGGGCUACGUAAGCUCGAGUACGACCCGUAUACUCCUGAAAUGCGUUCAAACAUCAAUGAACUGAUCAGAACAGUAGAUGCUGCUUUGAAGAAAAGAAACAUGUCUGGGGUUCCAGAGGAAUAUAUGCCAAGAUGAUAAAUGUGAAGACCUCUGUUUUCCUUUUUAUUUCGUUAGUUUUCCUUUUUAUUUCUGCACAUCUUUUAGAAUUUCAUGAGAUAAAUAGAUUUUUUAUUGUGUUAGAUGUCUGUUAAGUCAUGUAGGCGGACACCUAUUUCAUUUUUUCAGUCAUCGUUUUCUUUUUUAAACUAAACUAAAUCAGCUUCAUGCAUUCAUAGAGUAGACGUGACAGUUUUAAUGGGCAAGGUUUGUGUUUCUCUCAUUUGCUGAAUGAAAAGCACUCCUUAUCCUGCUCUAUGCACAUGUGCUGUGUAGGCAUGUGCACAUGCCUUAACACAAAGAAGCUACAGUAGCUGUGACUACAGAGGGGCUCAUCUGACUGUGCUGACAAAAGAUACGAUACAACACUGCAAAGUGUGCUCAGUGAGCUUAUUUUGUGCAAAAGAAAAGUCAAAACAUUAAUUUUCCUGCUGCUAUUACAGUUACAGAACUAUUUUAUAUAAGAAGCUCACUGAAAGCUGUAUCUCUUUGUUAGGGGGGAAAAUGCAAUAUGCAGGGUAUAACUACCUGAUGGUGAUGAUACUGUGUGUUUCCAAGAUUUUGUAAGGUGUUUAAUUCACUGUAUGUACGAGAAAUCAGAAGGUUAUUCAAGAAGCUGAGUUAUCCCUUUCGAAGAGACUGACUCGAGGAGAGAAGAGGAUUAAUGUCUGCGGCAUUUAUUUAUCUCCCGUGAGCAGCGCACACGUUGAUUCAUUUGGCUGUGAAUAUGUUUUCUUAACACUGGACUCGAUGCAGAAAUCCAAAAAGCACUUCGGUGUGCAACACCUUCCCCAAAGAUCACUGAGGAAUUAGGCAUUACACUCGUGUAAUAGACUGGAUUUUACCUUAGAAGUAGUGACUGUUGUAGAGGUUUAUUUAUGAGAGCUAAUCGUACUGAAUGUGAAAACUGUCUUUUUUCUUUUCUUUUUUUUACUGCUUUGUUGUAAGAAAAGCUUUGAAACAGUUAAAGCUCGUAAUCAUUUUCCUAUUCCUUGUUGAAAAAAAAAAAAAACUCCAGCAAACCUUUCUGCAGCACGUCUUAAAACGGUACUCGAUCUCCUCUGACGCUUAAACACAAACAAAUAUACAGAUUGAUAAAUCCAGGAAUAAAAAAACAACAACAGCACCGGUGAUUGAGAGCCAGACAGCAUUAACUGACUUCCAUUUUCAGUAUAAUAAAAA
Molecule: messenger RNA, 4021 nt
Organism: Pelmatolapia mariae (spotted tilapia)
Lineage: Eukaryota; Metazoa; Chordata; Actinopteri; Cichliformes; Cichlidae
Gene: wscd2
Product: WSC domain containing 2
Exons: 10
Coding region: 1115-2818 (567 amino acids)
Molecular function (GO): sulfotransferase activity
Source: RefSeq, a predicted model, not a curated record